UAAAGCUCCGUAACAAUGGAGAAGAUGAUCGCUCUGAGAUCGCUCUACCGCUCACUGUCCUGCAGAUCUUAUCGACUAGCCGCUGCCAACCAGAAGCUUCUGUGCAACUCCCAACCCAUCCACUCUUCCGCCGCUGCUGCUCGAGCCCUCUUCAAUUUUAUCCCAAUCGCCAAGGACCUCUCUUCCGAUGACUGCAAGUUCCCGUUUUCAAGGGGGUUGGGAAGUAGGAAAUUUUAUAGUGAUGAUAUGAGUCACUUGCCUGCCAUUAAAGACCCUGCGCUGCUCAAUGUUUUCAAGGAUUUGCUGGCUGCAAGUUGGGAUCACUUGCCCAAGAUCGUCAUCCAUGAUGCGAAGGCGGCAUUGUCUGAGAAUACUGAUGACCAGACUGGCAAAGAGAUUGUCACUAAUGUUUUCCGGGCAGCGGAGGCUGUUGAGGAGUUCGGCGGGAUGAUUACUAAUUUAAAGAUGGAACUUGAUGACAGCAUUGGUGCGAGCGGAGAGAAUGUCAAGCCCUUGUCAGAUGAGUACGUGAAUGCACUGAAGACCAUUUACAAUCGCUACAUUACCUAUUUGGAUGCAUUUGGGCCUGAGGAGACCUAUUUGCGGAAGAAGGUUGAGACAGAGUUGGGAACUAAGCUGAUAUACUUGAAGAUGAGAUGCAGUGGAAUCGGUUCUGAGUGGGGAAAGAUCACUGUUCUGGGAACUUCUGGACUGUCUGGGUCAUAUGUUGAGCAAAGAGCUUAAUCCCAGAAUUUCAAAGAAUGUUAAAUGUAAUUGGAAGCUUUCCGGUUUUUGGAAUCGUGUAUGUUGGACUUUCUGGGUCAUAUGUUCAGAUUCUGAUGACAGUUAAUAAGAGAAUAUCGAUCUUGAUCUAUUAAUGAAAUAACGUCGCAUCUUGUUCUUUCA
Messenger RNA from Pyrus x bretschneideri (Chinese white pear), 906 nucleotides. Its product is annotated as succinate dehydrogenase subunit 5, mitochondrial-like. Gene Ontology annotation, cellular component: respiratory chain complex II (succinate dehydrogenase). The record is from RefSeq and is a predicted model, not a curated record. Gene Ontology annotation, biological process: tricarboxylic acid cycle. Lineage: Eukaryota; Viridiplantae; Streptophyta; Magnoliopsida; Rosales; Rosaceae.